Messenger RNA from Varanus komodoensis (Komodo dragon), 14040 nucleotides. RefSeq names its product tenascin XB (gene TNXB). The record is from RefSeq and is a predicted model, not a curated record. NCBI's taxonomy places the organism in Eukaryota, Metazoa, Chordata, Lepidosauria, Squamata, Varanidae. The coding region runs from base 536 to 11479 and encodes 3647 amino acids. Gene Ontology annotation, molecular function: protein binding. The transcript is spliced from 41 exons.
GCUGUGACAAGUGGGAGAAAGCUGGGGAGAAAGAAGCUUCCUGAGAAAGUGACCAAGUCCAUAAUGCAUAGGGGCCACCUAUCAGAGAAAAGAGGGUGAAUGAAAUGGUUGUGGAAGUGUCACAGAGAUUAAAGAGCAAGUGUGCUAGAAGAAGAAGGCUUUAGAAGUAUCUAUCAUUUUGUGCCAAGAUGGUUAUCAGCGGCAAGUCCCAUUAUGAUCUCAUGGUGCUUGAGCGUCUGCCCUGCCUCUGUUUCCAAACUAUGCAGGGAGCAAAGGAGUGAAUGACUCGCUUUGUGUGCUUGUGUGUGUGUGUGUGUGUGUGUGGGGCGUGCACAAGUGAUGCACAUAUGCUUGCUCACACCCCAGUGCUGUGCUGAGCCAGGAAAUCCAGCGGCCAGCACGCUCUUGCCUCCUCUCUCCAGGGCAGGAGAGAGACGCACUGAGGGAGAGUGGAAGAGAGGGAGCGAAACAGAGAGGCAGCAGACGAGUGCUGCUCUUCCCCUCACAUCUUGAACAUCAAACUUUUGUACACACCAUGGGAAGGCCAGCAAGAGCCAUUCCCUUUAUCUUGUUCAUCUUCUGGCUGGAGGUUUCAUGGCAGGCACACGUGUUCCAUCCUGCCAUCCGCUCAAAUGCAACAGUCUUCUCUCAUGUCUAUACUAUAAAACGGGCAGAAGGGGACGCAGAAAUUGAGGGUGCUUCUUCUCCUCCACAAGAAGCUUUGGGCCCUCCCAGCUCCUCCAGAGGAGGGGGCCUGUAUGAGCACACCCUGGAAGGGCCUGACCAGGAGCAUGUGGUUUUCACCCACCGCAUCAACCUGCCCCCUCAGGCCUGUGGGUGCCCACCUGGCAUUGAGGACACCCAGAACCUCUUGAGACGGCUGCAGGCGCUCGAGAAUGAGGUGCGGAUGCUGCGGGACACCUGCCAAGCGGGGGGAGGCUGCUGCCCUGCUGGCCCCAGCACACAGGCCAGUACAGGUCAGACAGACGUCCGCACGCUGUGCUCGCACCACGGCUCCUUCGACCUGUCCCGCUGCCUGUGCGAAUGCGAGGCCGGCUGGGGCGGCCCCACCUGCGCCGAGCCCCUCUGCCCCGGCGGGUGCGGCGGCCCGGAGCGCGGCCAGUGCGUGAGCGGGCGCUGCCAGUGCCGCCCCGGCUACGCCGGGACCCGCUGCGAGGAGCCGCCUUCCUGCCCGGACGACUGCAAUGACCAGGGCCGCUGCGUGGACGGGCGGUGCACCUGCUUCCAGGGCUACGUCGGCCCGUCGUGCUCCGAGCCAGCCUGCCCCGGGGACUGCCGGGGCCACGGGCAGUGCGUGGCGGGGCGCUGCGUGUGCAACCCCGGGUACAGCGGCGCCGACUGCGGGGCCCGCGCGUGCCCCAGCAACUGCAACCGACGCGGCGAGUGCCUCAGCGGACGCUGCGUGUGCGAGCCGGGCUUCACGGGCCCGGCGUGUGGGACCAGGGCCUGCCCCGGCGACUGCAGCCAGAGGGGGCGCUGCCUGAAGGGCGGCGUGUGCGCCUGCCACGACGGGUACACCGGGCCGGACUGCGGGCAGCUAGCGUGCCCGGCGGACUGCAGCGGCCACGGGAGGUGCGAGAACGGCGUGUGCGUGUGCCACGACGGCUACUCCGGAGAGGACUGCUCCACGGAGAUUCCAUCUAUUGGUGUUCGUGUGGCAAAUCGAGAUGAAACAUCUUUCCACUUGGAGUGGAACCGCCCAGAUGUUUCUGUGGAUGCAUAUGAGAUCCACGUGAUACCCAUGCAGGAUCGUCAGGAAGGUGAAUCUGUACGCUUGUCUGGCACCGAUACAGUCUUCAAACGCACAGGGCUGAAACCAGGAGAGGAAUACAGAGUCACUAUUCGAGCAGAAAAGGGGCAGCGUUAUGGACCCCCUGUCACCCAGACCGUGCGUACACGAGUGGCUCCUCCCCGUGGCCUGCGAUCAUCACAGGUGACAGAAAACACACUGACCUUGCAGUGGGAACCACCCACCUCUCAUCCUGAUGGCUACAUCCUCAGCUACGUACCUCUAGGUUCUGCCCGUCCCGCCCAUGCUACAAAACGCAUAGAGCUGCCAGCGGCACCUGAACACGUCAGACUGGAAGAGCUGGAGCCCAAUACGCGGUACCGCAUCACCUUGAUUGCCCGCCAGAGCGGCGAGAGCAGCCGAGCCACCAGCGUCAUCGUCAGCACUACCGCACCUGCUCCGAGCCAACCCGUCAAGCAUUACUCAACACCGUCCCCUUCUUCCCAUCUAAGGCCUGAAGCCAGGAAGCCAGGCUCUACCCCUCUCUUUCCAUCCACUGGGCGUGAAGCCAGGAAGCCAGGCACUGUUCCCCUCUCCCCAUCUUCUGAGCCUGAAGCCAGGAAGCCAGGCACUGCUCCCCUCUCCCCAUCUUCUGAGCCUAAAGCCAGGAAGCCAAGCACUGCUCCCCUCUCCCCGUCUUCUGAGCCUGAAGCCAGGAAGCCAGGCACAAAGCCACGCCCAGGCCACACUCCAUUCAACACCACCUCUUUGUCCAAGGAGCUCUUCCUGAAGAAAGUGACACAGAACAUUUCAGAUAAGCUUUCCCCAUUCAAAGGGUCCCUCCUUGAACGCCUGGAGAGCUACCUCCGUGCCACCAACUUCCCUCUCCAGGGCAAUCGGACCAUAGAGAGUGUGGCCAGGGACAUAUAUAUCUACCUAAUUUACCGGAAGCCAAAGGAGAUCCAAGUAAGAGUCGAGGAACGUCUUAUUAAAGAGACUAACCAUUCUUUUCCAAAAAGGGAAAUCCCAAUAGGGGAAGCAGACAGUGUCUACUCAGAUGGAUAUUUCCGACCAGAGCAUCCCAAACCAAGAGUGGUGGCCAGCUUCUCAGAUGGCAUUGAGGUUUCCUUGAAUGGCGUGAGGGGGGUCUCAGACAGUGUUGUUAUCCGCUACCGAAACAUAAGGAAUGGAGAAGAAGGGGAGCUAGUAGUGCCUGGAAAUGCUUCCACUGCAUACAUCACUGGACUGGCUCCUGGCACAACCUACCAGGUGGAGAUCCACGGUGUCGUGAAAGGACAUUCCUCUAAGUCCUACUCCUUGAUAACUGCCACAGCUCCAGGUUCAACGACAACUGCCAAGACCCAAACCAGCUUUAUUCCCACCCUAAGCCCUGAAGUGCUGCUGAAGGACCUAUUGGUGACUGACGUCUCUCCUAACAGUUUUCAUGUGACUUGGUCUGCCCCACCCAGUUCCUUCCUCAGCUUUUCCCUUCAGUAUAAGGACCCCAAAUCCGGUGGACUUCCAAGAGAAAUCAGAAUACCAGGGACAGAGAGGAGUGUCAAUGUGGUGGAUUUGAAACCCAGUACCGAGUAUGAACUGGAGUUACAAGGGGAGAAACCUAAUGGGGUCUACGAUGCUCCACUGACAACAAGGAUUUCUACAGCCCCAUUGAUGGAGAAACCCACUGCACCACUCAGGCUGGGGGAGCUGACAGCCAAUAAUGCCAAGCCGAAUUCCCUCGAUCUUUCCUGGACCGUUGAGGCUGGGAACUUUGACUCCUUUAUCAUCCAGUACCGAGAUGCUCAGGGCAAAGCCCAGGCCCUCCCUGUCAACGGGGACCUGCGUUCUCUCCACCUGCAUGACCUGGCUCCCUCUCACAGAUACCAGAUCAACCUCUAUGGCGUCUCAGGCAGGAAGCGCCUGGGCCCCAUCUCCACCGAAGCCGAGACAGCUCCAGCAGCAGAAAUGGAGAAGCCCAGCCUAGGACAGAUUUCUGUCUUGGAAGUGACAGAUAAGUCUGCCCGCCUUGCCUGGGAUGUUGCUACUGGGACCUUUGACUCCUUUUUGAUUCAAUACAAAGAUGCUGAAGGCAAACCAAAGGCACUGCCUAUAGAUAGGGACUCUCGGGAAGCUACUGUGUCUAACCUGGUACCUUCUCGAAAAUACAAGUUCAAUCUGUAUGGACUUGUAGGCCGCAAGCGUCUUGGUCCUGUUUCCACAGAGACUGUAACAGCCUCAGUGAUGUCAGAAAAGCCUGACAAGAAACUGACAGCACCACCCAGUUUGGGAGAACUCUUUGCCUCCAAUAUCACCAGUGACACAGUGCAUUUGUCCUGGAGUGUCCCUUCCGGGAGUUUCGAUUCCUUCUUGAUACAGUACAAGGAUGCUGAGGGGAGACCCCAAGUAUUGCCCAUGGAGGGGGACUCCCGUGAAGUUGUCAUCCCUAGCCUGGCUCCGUCUCGCAGAUAUAAGUUCAAUCUCUAUGGCAUCGCCAAUCGCAAACGACUUGGUCCCGCCACUGCUAAUGUAACCACAGCGUCACUAAAGGAAGAAACUUUGCCUGAGCCUGUCCUGGCUGACCUCUCUGUCACAGAUGCUACCAGCAGCUCAGCCCAUCUCACAUGGAAUGUCCCCACAGGCAACUUUGACUCCUUCUUGUUCCAGUACCGAGACGCAGAAGGCAAUAAUCAGGCCCUGCCUGUGAACCAAGAUUCCCGUGAGGUCACCAUUCCCAAUCUGGCUCCCUCCCAAAGUUACAGGUUUGAUCUCUAUGGAAUCUUUGGGACUCAGCGUCUUGGACCCCUCUCUGCUGACGUUGUUACAGCAGCUUCUCAAGAAACAAAAGAGAGGUCAGGUGAGACCAUUCCGACUCAGCCCACACUGGAAGAACUCUUGGUCUCAGAUGUCACCAGCAAUUCUGUCCGUCUCUCCUGGACUGUCCUCACUGGGAACUUUGACUCUUUCUUGGUCCAGUUCCGGGACUCCGAGGGCAAGCUUAAUUCACUGCCUGUGGAUGGGGAAUCCCGAGAGGUCAUUGUUCCCAACCUGACGCCUUCCUACAGAUACAAAUUCAAUCUCUUUGGUGUCUCUGGUCGCAAACGUUCCAGCCCCAUCUCCAUAGAUGCCACCACAGCUGCUACAGCAACAUCACCUGAGGUGACCACGGAAAGGGUGGUUACCAUUCAACUAAGCCUGGACCAGCUCUCGGUUUCUGAUGUCACCAGUAAUUCAGUCCAGCUCUCCUGGGUCGUCCCCAUGGGAAAUUUUGACUCCUUCCUAGUCCAGUAUGAAGAUACACAGGGAAAGACUCAAGAGUUGCCUGUGGAUGGGGAUUCUCGCGUACUCAUCAUCCCAGACCUCGAGCCUUCCCAGAGAUACCAGUUCAACCUCUAUGGAGUUUAUGGUGGCAGGCAAUACGGCCCUCUUUCCAUAGAGGCUGUCACAGCCCCAGUACCAGCAUCACCAGAGAAAGCGGAAGUAUUAGCCCCACAGCCCAACUUGGGCGAACUCUCAGCCUUUGACGUUUCUAGCAAUUCGCUCCGGCUCUCCUGGACUGUCUCUACUGGGAGCUUUGACUCCUUCUUGGUCCAGUACAAGGAUGCAGAAGGCAAACCUCAAACAUUGCCUGUGGAGGGGGGAUCCAGAGAUGUCACUAUCUCCAAUCUCAUGCCUUCCCAUAGAUACAAGUUCAAUCUUUUUGGAAUCUCUGGUCACAAGCGACUCGGCCCCCUUUCCAUCGAUGCUGUUACAGCCCCAUUGAUGGAGAAACCCACUGCACCACUCAAGCUGGGGGAGCUGACAGCCAGUAAUGUCAAGCCAAAUUCCCUCGAUCUCUCCUGGACCGUUGAGACUGGGAACUUUGACUCCUUUAUCAUCCAGUACCGAGAUGCUCAGGGCAAAGCCCAGGCCCUCCCUGUCAACGGGGACCUGCGUUCUCUCCACCUGCAUGACCUGGCUCCCUCUCACAGAUACCAGAUCAACCUCUAUGGCGUCUCAGGCAGGAAGCGCCUGGGCCCCAUCUCCACCGAAGCCGAGACAGCCCCACCACCUACAGUGCCACCAACUCCACCCAGCCUGGGGGAGCUCUCUAUCUCAGAAGUCACCAGUGAUUCCGUCCAUCUCUCCUGGACUGUCCCCACGGGGAGCUUCGACUCCUUCCAGAUCCAGUACAAGGAUGCAGAAGGCAAACCUCAAGCACUGCCUGUGGAGGGGGGCUCUCGUGAGAUCACCAUCCCCAACCUGGCUCCCUCCCGCAGAUACAAGUUCAAUCUCUACGGAGUCUUGGGUCACAAGCGUCUUGGCCCAGUUUCUGCUGAUACCAUCACAGCUUCAUCUCUGCAGAAACCUCUGAUUCCUCCCAGUCUCGGGGAGCUCUCUGCUUCUGAUGUCACCAGCAGCUCUGUCCGCCUCUCCUGGAGUGUCCUGACUGGGAGCUUUGACUCUUUCCUGAUCCAGUACAAGGAUGCAGAAGGCAAACCUCAGGCAAUUCCAGUGGAAGGAACCUUCCGAGAGAUUGUCGUCCCCAGUCUGGUCCCAUCCCGCAGAUACAAGUUCAAUCUUUAUGGCCUCACUGGCCGCAAGCGCCUCGGACCUGUUUCUACCGAUGCAGUCACAGAACAACCGUCUCCACCCAGCUUGGAACAGCUCUCUGUCUCUAAUGUUACCAGUGGUUCUGCCCACCUCUCCUGGACUGUUGGCACAGGGACAUUUGACUCUUUCUUAGUCCAGUACAAAGAUGCUGAAGGCAAACCUCAAUCAUUGCCUGUGGAUGGAAGCAACCACGAGACAACCAUCACUGGUCUGUCUCCUUCCCGCCGAUACAAGUUCAACCUCUACGGGAUGGCAGGACGUAAACGUGUGGGCCCUGUCUCUGCUGAUACUGUCACAGACCCAGCAGCUGUGGCAGAGACAGAAGACCCCGUGAAGCCCAGCUUAGGAGAACUUUCAGUCUCAGAUGUCACCAGCAGUUCUGCUCUCCUCUCCUGGACUGUCCCCACGGGGAGCUUUGACUCCUUCCUGGUGCAGUACAAGGAUGCAGAAGGCAAACCGCAGGCAGUGCCCGUGGACGGGGGCUCCCGCGAGGUCACCGUCCCCAGUCUGGCUCCUUCCCGCAGAUACAAGUUCAAUCUCUUUGGUGUUUCUGGCCGCAAGCGUGUUGGUCCUGUUUCUUCAGAAGCCACCACAGCUGAAACAGAGAAAGAAGAGGAAGAUGGAGCAAGUGAGCCUAGCUUGGGGGAGCUCUCAGUCUCAGAAGCCAGCAGUGAUUCCAUCCAUCUUUCCUGGACUGUCCCAACUGGAAAUUUUGACUCCUUCCUUAUUCAGUACAAAGAUGCAAAGGACGAGGCACAGGCUUUGCCUGUUGAUGGUGGCUCCCGUGAGGUCACUGUUUCUAAUCUGACCCCUUCUCACCAAUACCGAUUUGACCUCUAUGGCCUCUCCGGUGGCAAGUAUUUUGGCCCUGUGUCCACCAACGCCAUCACAGUUUCAUCAACCCCAGAGCAGGAUGCGGAAGAGAAGGGAACCACAGCACCACCCCCAGAGCCCAACCUGGGGGAGCUUUCUGUAUCUGACGUCUCCAACAACUCUGUCCGUCUCUCUUGGGAUGUCCCUGCUGGGACGUUUGACUCUUUCCUGGUCCAGUACAAGGAUGAUAAAAGCAAACCCCAGACAGUGCCUGUAGACAAGGAGACUAACUCGGUGGUGAUUUACUACCUGGUGCCGUCCUACAGAUACAAGUUCAGCCUCUAUGGUAUCUCUGGGAGCACACGCUUCGGCCCGGCCUCAGUCAGUAUUGUCACAGCAAACACUGAAAAUGAGAAGGAGCAUCUAGUGAAAGAAGAGACAGAUCAGGAGGUCUCUACUGAAACAGAGCUCCAAUUAGGAGAGCUGAUGGUCUCUGAGGUCACCAGUAAUGCUGCCCGCCUCUCAUGGAGUGUCCCCGUGGGAAGCUUUGAUUCUUUCUCAGUCCAGUACAAGGAUGCAGAGGGAAGACCCCAAGCACUUCCAGUGGGAGGGAGCGCCCGUGAGGUCUUUGUCCCCAACCUGGUCCCCUCUCACAAAUACAGGUUCAAUCUCUAUGGGAUCUCUGGACAACGGCGUUUUGGACCCAUCUCUGUUAAUGCUGUGACGACAGCAACAGCAGACCAAGGGAAAGUGCAAGAAGUGGAAGAAGAGGCAGGCAAGGAGGUCUUUCCUGGAGCAGAGCCGCAUCUGGGAGAGUUCUCAGUCUCUGAGGUCACCAGUGAUGCUGCCCGCCUCUCGUGGAGUGUCCCCGUGGGAAGCUUUGAUUCUUUCUCAGUCCAGUACAAGGAUGCAGAGGGAAGACCCCAAGCACUUCCAGUGGGAGGGAGCGCCCGUGAGGUCCUUGUCCCCAACCUGGUCCCCUCUCACAAAUACAGGUUCAAUCUCUAUGGGAUCUCUGGACAACGGCGUUUUGGACCCAUCUCUGUUAAUGCUGUGACAACAGCUGCAGAGACACCUGGGCAGGCUGGAGAGGAGAAGAAGCCAGAGGAAGCAUCAGGCAAGGCUGUUCAGCCCAUUCUUGGAGAUGUCACAGUCUCUGAGAUCACCCCAGAUUCCCUUCUCCUCUCCUGGAGCAUCCAGGAAGGCAGCUUUGACUCUUUCCUCAUCCAGUACAAGGACGCCACAGACAAACUCCAGAUGUUAUCAGUGGAUGGAGCCAUGCGCUCUCUUCAUCUCUACAACCUCAUGCCUUCCCACAGAUAUAAAUUUAACGUCUUUGGAGUCUCUGGCUACAAGCGUGUUGGGCCCAUCUCAGUUGAUGCUGUCACAGCUCCACAAGAAGAAAUCCCUAUCCAACCCAGUCUAGGAGAUCUCUCAGUCACCAAGGUCACCAGUGACUCAGUCAGUCUGUCCUGGAAUGUGCCUGCUGGAAAUUUUGACUCUUUCCAAGUGAAGUACAAAGAUGCAGAAGGCAUCCCGCAGGUGUUGCCCCUGAGCGGUGAUUCUCGUGACGCCACUGUCCCUAGCCUGGCUCCUUCUCGCAGAUAUAAAUUCAACCUUUAUGGCAUUUAUGGGCACAAGCGCCUUGGUCCCGUCUCCACAGAUGCCAUCACAGGCCCAAGGACCCAAGCAGACAACAAAGCUCAGCUCAAGCUGGGGGAACUGUCAGUGCAUAACAUCACAUCAGAAUCGCUUCUUCUCUCCUGGUCUGUGGAAAGUGGGAAUUUUGACUCUUUCAUCAUCCAGUACCGAGAUGCAGGUGGGAAGCCCCAUGCUCUGCCUGUGGAUGGGAGCUUGCGGUCCCUGCGGCUUCAUGACCUGGCCUCCUCUCACAGAUACAGGUUUAACCUCUAUGGGGUUUCUGGACGGAAGCGCCUUGGACCCAUCUUCACAGAGGCUGUGACAGCCGAUUCGGAAGAACUUGCCCCUCCACAGCCUAGUCUGGGGGAGCUCUCAGCCUCCAACAUCAACAGCACAUCUGUCCAUCUGUCCUGGACAGUCCAGACUGGGAAUUUUGACUCCUUCAUCAUUCAGUACCGAGAUGCAGAGGGCAAACCCCAGGCAUUGCCCAUAGACACGAGCUCCCUGGAUGCUGUUGUGUCCAACCUGGCACCGUCCCGUCGAUACAAGUUCAACCUCUACGGCGUCUCUGGACGGAAGCGCUAUGGCCCCAUCUCCACAGAAGCAGUCACAGCUCGAAUGGUGGAACCAAAAAUCAGACCGACACUGGGUGAUCUCUCUGUCUCUGAGGUCACCAAAGAGUCUGUCCGCCUCUCGUGGACCAUCUCUGCUGGGAAAUUUGACUCUUUCCUUGUUCAGUAUAAGGAUACCCAAGGAAAAACCCAGACAGUUCCUGUCGAUGCUGACUCCCGCACAGUCGUCAUCUCUGACCUGAAGCCAUCCCACAGAUACAACUUCAACCUCUACGGCAUCUCUGGGAAGAAACGGCUUGGACCAAUCUCUAUCGAUGCUGUCACAGCUUUCCCAGAUGCCCCUGGUGGACCUGCCCACUUGCUUGAUCACCUGGUUGUCUCUGAAGUGACUCCCACAACCAUGCAGCUCACCUGGGAAGCUCCAGAGGGAGAGUUUGAUUCCUUCCUGGUCCGAUACAAGGACUCUCUUCCAGGCAGUGGGAGGAGCCCCCCACCUGCCAAGGAAGUGAAGGUGCCUGGGGAUGAAACUACUGCUGUACUUCGCGGCCUUACACCCAACACCGAAUACAGCCUUACAGUCUAUGGCAUCAAGGAUGGGUCAGAAGCGGCCAAUAUCAAUGGAGCAGCAAGGACAACUGGGCUAGAGCUGGACAGUCCCCGGGACCUGCGGUUCAGUGACAUCCGUGAGACCUCGGUCGUGGCCAACUGGAGAGCGCCAUCCUCUCGAAUCGAUCGCUAUAAAGUUUCCUUCCAGCCCUCCGAUGGGGGAGAGCCCAGAAGCAUCAUCGUGGAUGGAUCCAAGCUCAAAACAACCAUCGACAACCUAACCCCGGGAGCCAGUUAUGAGGUCACUGUGAUGUCUCUUCGUGGGUUUGAAGAGAGCGAGCCCUUGGUGGGUUACGUCACCACAGUCCCAGAUGGUCCUUCUGACUUGCGUGCCAUCAACGUAACCGAUUCCUCAGCUGUGCUAACAUGGCGUCCUCCUGUGGCUGAGAUGAGCAACUACAUCGUCACCUAUGGACCCAUUGGUGGCCCCAGGGUCUCUGAAUCAGUACCCGGGAACCGGGUCCAGCUGCAGUUGUCAGAACUGCACCUCGACACAGAAUAUCGGACCAGUGUCUAUGGGGAGAAGGAAGGAAACCGUAGCUCUCCAGUCAGCGCCACAUUCACCACUGGAGCAGAUGGACCUCGUGACCUUCAUGCUACCGAGGUCUCACCUCGAAGUGCUCGUCUUACCUGGUCACCACCCCAUGUCCCUCCUGGCGGGUACCUCCUGAGUUAUGAAACCCCAUACGGACAAUCAAAGGAGAUCCCCUUGAAUGCUUCUGUCACUUCGUAUGAACUCCAAGACCUGAUUCCUUCCAGUCUGUACCACGUGCAAGUCCAGGCACUGAGGGAAGGCAAGCCGACUGCCCCCACCUCCACUUCCUUCACCACUGGGCAUCUGACAUACCCCUUCCCGCGAGAUUGCUCCGAGGAGAGUCAGAAUGGACCAGGGCCCUCACGGGUCACCACGAUUUAUCUGGGAGGCAACCGAGACCACCCCUUGCAAGUGUACUGUGACAUGGAGACCGACGGAGGCGGCUGGAUUGUCUUUCAGCGUCGGAUGAAUGGCAAGACAGAUUUCUGGCGUGACUGGCAGGAUUAUGCCAAAGGCUUUGGCAACCUUACAGAAGAAUUUUGGCUGGGAAAUGAUGCUCUGCACCAGCUGACCACAUCCGGGGAUUACGAGCUGCGUGUGGAUCUCCGUGCAGGGAAGGAGUCCGUCUAUGCCACCUACCAACACUUCCGCGUGGAUUCCCCAGCCGAUUAUUACCGCCUGCACCUGGGCAGCUACAGUGGCACUGCCGGUGAUGCGUUCAGCUACCACUCAGGCAGCGUCUUCUCCACCCGGGACCGGGACCCCAACCGAGUCAUCAUCCCCUGUGCCGUCUCGUAUCGCGGCGCAUGGUGGUACCGCAACUGCCACUACACCAACCUCAAUGGGCUGUACGCAAACAACCGGGAUCAUCAGGGAGUCAAUUGGUUUAAUUGGAAAGGAUUUGAGUUUUCUAUCCCCUUCACCGAGAUGAAGCUACGGCAGAGCGGCUUCCAGCCUUUGCGGCGGGCAUGAGCACAGCGGGGGGCUGCAGCACUAACUGCGGGGGGGCAGCGGCAGUGGAGGAGCAACGGCAGGAAGAUCCAGCAAGGACCCCUCUGUCACUGGAUACCUCACACCCUGCCUCAAUGUUGCCUUUCCCAUCCUAAGAAAAACAAGCAGCACAGAGCAAGCCGAAAAAGGAAAACGGACAAAUGUUAACAAGCACCUUGUAUUAUUUUCAUUAUCGUUAUCACUUCCUGCCACUGGCCUGUCACAAAAUGUCAAGGAGCUGCAGCGGCUAGAGGAGAGCGGGAUUGCUGAGGGGGAGGGUCAUGGCGAUGAGCCGUGUGCGUGUGCAUCUUCGUGCAGGACGCGGGCAGGCCUGGGCGGGCACUCUUCCCGGGGAGCAUCAAGAAGGGACCGGGGGGAGGUAGACCAGCAACUGAACCCUUGAAAAUGGGCAGGCGGCAAAGCCUCUCACCACGGAUGCGGUUUCCCCAGUUCUCUUGCUUCCAGGAUGGCAACGGAGUGGUCCGGUUCAGGUCCCUCCAAGGGGCAGGGUUUGGCCAUUGCUGUCGGCAUCUCCCAUCGCUGACCCCUUCUAUGCAGGUCUCUGCUCCCACAGGUUCCUCUCCCCGUCCUCCUCCAGCUCCACUCAAUACGCAGGCCACUGCCGCCGCCACCUCCUCCUCUUCCUCUGCCCUCCUCCCCCUUCCUCGAGUACGAUUUGGAAGGGAAAUUAAACUAAUCAACAGCCGCUGAAAGCAGGUUACGUAAAAGCACUUUUGAUUUAUAAUGUUUGCAUUUGUUUUGCCCUUCCCGAGUCCCUUGUGAACUCAAGCUACAUUUCCUGUCCCCACAAAAAAGGCUUUUUGCUUCUUGUGUCCCUCCCACUCAAAACAAGAGUACAUGGUAACAGGCAAAGAAGUCCAGGAACAGGCAAAUGAAACAAAGAGGUGGUGGUGCCUUAAAAAGAUCACAGAAUGCGAAGAGCAGGGGGAAAUGGACUGAAAUGGCUUCAAGGUGAUGGUGAUUGGGGACUGUGAGGGGGAAACGCUUGUGAAAAUAUAACACAAUAACAACUGGCUAACUUAGUACAGCAAGCAAGGGUGAGUUUUCCACCUCCCACAGAAAGCAAGGAUAACCAAAGUCCAUUGCCCUAGGAGCCCUUUUGGGGGACUGAAAGGCAACAAAGAAAUGAUGCGUACAAGUUGGUUUCCACAGUGAGAACUGGGCCUCUGUUGUUGUCACUUAGAAAUACAUGCAGUGCCUCCUGAAUUAGCCGUUUGUAAAGAACAAGGUUUAUCAUUAUGGCCUUCAGCUGCAUACGGUAUAAACCCUCCCACUUAAAGAGGGAGAGAUACAGCAUGGAAAUGGAAAAUAUGUGUUUCUUUCAGCAAAAGAAACUGGCCAAUUUUUUAAAAACCACCCCUUGAGAAAAAGCUUCAGGACCUGGCAAAGGGCCUCUUUUUUCCUCUGUUCUAUUAAAAACCAAAUACAUCUUAGUUCCAAGUGGACUGUUUGUUUUCUUUUUUAAAAAAGAGCAGUCGCAUCCCAAAAAUAGAAUGAAAUUAGAAACCAAUCUGAUGGAUUAAAGACACUCUUGGUAGCCUAAGUCCUAAUGAAGUCUCGGAUGAAAAACAGAACUCAUACAGAAUUUAAAAAGAGAGAAACUAACGAUGUGAAGCCAACAAGAGUAAAAUAGUGAAACAAUCUGGAUUCCUGGAUUACUUCAAACAGACAGCCAACCCUUCUGAUGCAAGGCAAAGAAAGAGCAAGGUAUUGGGGGGGGGGGAGUCUCAAGGAGAUCAAGUGCCUCCUCAUUGCCCCCUCCCUCCAGAUUUACUUUAAUCCUGCCUCCCCUGGCCUUUGAAACGAAUACCCAUUGCCACAUUCACAAGCGUUCAGCUCUGAAAUCUUAGAAAUCUUAGCACUGAUCACAACCAACUCGGGCCUCUGCACCUUCCCUCCCCAAACAGGGAAAGUCAGGAGAUGCAGGGCCCAUCUCCAAAAUGGGAAUGCAAGUCUGCUGUGGAAAACGAGUGGGGGCAGGAUGAACAAAUGGGAGAGGUACACUACCAAUCUGUCUGACAGGUUCCUGAUUUUUUUGUCCUUGAACAUCCACUCCAAGCAAGCCAUUGAUUUCCCCAGCGCACUCCCGGUGCCUUCCCAGAAAAGUACCCUGGUGGGUGCUCUAGAUCUGCACUUAAUUAAGAUGGUACAAAUACAGUCGCACAGUUAGUAUUCUUCUGGUUUUCUAAUAGCAGCCGUCAUCCUGGCUUCUACUAGCGUACUAGAAGCCAGGGGAAGGAGCGGGAAGAGGAAGGAGUCACAGGAAAGGGGGUUUUUGUGGGGUAGCCAGACUGUGUUGCAGAGCAAAAGUCCUUGCAGCCCAAGGCAGGGCACAGUCUGUGCGGGGGGCGGGUGAGUGGCAGGGGCAGCCUGUACAGUGUUACUUGUUUCUUCAUGUUUUUUUGUUUUGUUUUUUAGAGGGGUGUGGGGAAAUUUUCUCUAUAAGAAGUGCUUGAAAAAAGUUAUUUUUUAGAUCAUGGUGAGAAAAUGUUUAAAAAUAAAAAUUAAAUUUAAAGAUGGAA